Messenger RNA from Cladophialophora yegresii CBS 114405, 2520 nucleotides. RefSeq lists its product as uncharacterized. The transcript has 2 exons. Gene Ontology annotation, cellular component: Set1C/COMPASS complex. The record is from RefSeq and is a predicted model, not a curated record. NCBI's taxonomy places the organism in Eukaryota, Fungi, Ascomycota, Eurotiomycetes, Chaetothyriales, Herpotrichiellaceae. Bases 1 to 2520 code for a protein of 839 amino acids.
AUGGCUUUCUCGCUCUCUGGACUUCUCAACCCGGAACCGUCAAACCCUCUCAGCGCCGCAUCUGAAUCUGCAGCGAUGGAAACCACCGAGCCCGCUGCGCCUUUCUUUGCGCCCGAACUGUUCCAGCCCGACGAGGACGCGCCCCUCGACCAAGAUGCCUUUGAUCGCAGAGCGCAUAUGGAGGACACAAAAAUGGAUGACGAACCCCUAUUCCAGUCUGCCGGGAUCGUGGACAACUACGAUGGGGUGAACGAGGGAGACCACGUCAAGCAAGAGACACUAGACACGUACCCUCCUCUCGACGGCGAGGCGGCAGACUCUUCGAUGAUGGACGUGGUAGAAGAGAGCUUCGAUGCAGAAGAGAGCCCGGCCAAGGACAGAAGUCAGGCCCCAAAACAGCGAAAACAUCCAGGGAAGUCCCGCAAGGUCGAUCCAGAGGCACCGCCCAAAUCCUCGGUCCACUCCUCGAAAAACGAAGGGCAGCAUACUGAUCGGAGAUACCUCUGUUACCUCUGCCACAAACUCUUCACCAGGCGUCGCUCUGUCCGAGAUCACAUCUCCAAGAUCCACAAUCUCAAGACUUGGGAGCCAGUGCGGAGCCUAGAGGUCGUUGUCGAUCCCAUUUCCGGCGAACCCAUUGAACCGCUUGAAGACAUCAUAGCCAGAGGGCCGCCCCCUGCACCUGCGAAGCCACCCAAGCCCGAGAAAGCCAAAAAGUCGGCCAAGGGUGAGGAAGAGGAGGAUGAACAUGGGGAAGAGGAGCACGACCAUGGAGACGAGCAGGCCGAAGAACAACAAAGCCUUCCCGUCCGUCCGACGCCUCUUGUCGAAUCUCCUGCGCCGCCAAUUGCGGUUGCGACCCUGAAGAAAGAACCAUCGGUUGCCGGGUCAAGGGCGUCUUCAACUGAACCAUUCGCGACACCGGCGCCCGUCGCGGGCAAAAAGCGCCCAGCUCCUGAUGACGUUGUCAAGCCUAUAUCGGCUGCGGCCAGGAAGAAGGGUACAGCCAAGGUGAAGAGCACGCCCAACAAGAAGCCCAAGCUUAGCGAGUCAGAGCAGAGUCCACCUGCGUCGCGGUCGACUUUCCGAUCGCCCAGCGCUACCCCAUCUUCCCAUCAGCUCAAGCCACCGCCCUCCAGACUCAAGAAGCAAACGUCAGCCGCCAGCGUCCAGUCAUCGCCGUCCCGAGCUUCCUCUCGUGCUGCCUCCCGUGAGGUUUCGGCUUCUCCAUCUGAAGCCGAGACGGCAACAAGCUCAAAUGACGACGGUGAGGUAUUUUGCAUCUGUAGGAAAGGUGACAAUCAUACCUGGAUGAUCGCUUGUGAUGGUGGUUGCGACGAAUGGUUUCAUGGCAACUGUGUCAACAUCAGGGAGCGUGACGGUGAGCUGAUCGACAAGUACAUCUGCCCGACGUGUACAAGACCGGGUCUUCAGACAACGUGGAAGCGUAUGUGCCGGCGAAAAGACUGCCGAAAGCCCGCUCGUGUCACCCAGAUUCCACCCAGCAAAUACUGCUCCGAUGCAUGUGGACGCAUGUUUUUCGUCGAGUUGGUACAAAGAGGCGACUCGCAAGCGCAGACCACCAAGAACGGCGAGUAUGUUGUCGAGGCGCCCAAGCCGAAAAAGCAUCGCAAGAAGCACACGCAGGAAAAGAAACCCGCGAGACCCGUUUCGCAUCUUGCCAACGGUCUAGAUCCAGACAGCCGCCUCGCCACCCCAGCCUACAGUGACGAGGAGAGGACGGAGUAUGAGACGGACAGCAGUGUCGAUGAUGACAUGCUGCCCAAUCGCGGCGGAGCUUUACGAGCUGGCGAGGUCAAAGCAUUGAUCGAGAGGUGCAAGAACAUCGAAGAGUGGAAAGCGCUGGGCAGGAAGCCGGAUACGCCACCCCGCGACAUGGGCGUGGACAUGGACAUGAAAGAUGCCGGGGACAUGAAGCGGGCUCCACCAAGUUUGGAGUACGACGACUUGGAAUCUGCGAAAUUGGCCGGUAUCGAAGCGGAAAAGUCCCGGCUCAAUGCUCUAAGUGAAGUGCUUACUGCCCGAGAGCAGUUUCUGGAGCUGAUCAAGGCACGCUCGACUGCCAUUACGGAAGAAGUUCGCAAAGCACAACCCAAGAUGAAAGACCUAUGCGGAUUCGACCCGCGAGUCGCGUGGUCGGACGAAGAGUUCUUGACCUGGUACGGUCAAAAAGGCGGGAAAGCCACCCUUGGUGCUGGCGCGGAUGCCAAAAUCGGACCACCGGACGAUCCGGACGACAACAAACUUCUGAAUGGCAAUGUCCAUCCAGAUGACAACAUGGCCAUGCUUGACGAGGACGAUGAAAGUGACACGAUGCCCAAGAAGGGCGGCGUGUGCAUCAAGAACCGAUGUCCCCGGCACAGGAACUGGGCCAAGGGGCAGCUGGCCGAAGUCAGAUUCGAGCAAGACCUAGUGAGAAGGGCGUUGCAGAGACAAGAGGACUUGGAAGAGGAACUCAGGGGUAGGGCUGUCGUUAGGGCGUGGGAGAAGAGAGGUUGA